GGGAAGUAAUUCAUCUGGUCCUGAAGACUUCAAUGAAUUGAUCUGAGAAAGGAAGUGAAGUCAAAUGGAUGUUGGUGAGUGCUCUGGGACAGCAGGAGCUUUGCUUUGUUGGUUCAGAGUCAGCUGUAACUUGGAAGCCUUCUUUAGAAUGAAGAGGAACAAUUUUUCUGUUGUGAAUAAAAUUGUCCAGUCUUCACCAGCAGUGAAACAGCCCAAACUUGGGUUCUGCUCUUCUCUAAAACAGACUCAUGUGUCCACUGUUGUUCUCGACUGGGGGAGUCUGCCUCACCACGUGGUAUUACGAAUUUUUCAGUAUCUUCCUUUAAUAGAUCGGGCCCGAGCAUCUUCUGUGUGUAGGAGAUGGAAUGAGGUGUUUCAUAUUCCUGACCUUUGGAGGAAGUUUGAAUUUGAACUGAACCAAUCAGCUACUUCAUAUUUUAGGUCUACUCAUCCUGACCUCAUUCAACAGAUCAUUAAAAAGCAUGCUAUACAUCUUCAGUAUGUCAGCUUUAAGGUUGAUAGUAGUACUGAGUCAGCAGAAGCUGCCUGUGAUAUACUUUCUCAGCUGGUAAAUUGUUCUAUCCAGACCUUGGGACUGAUUUCAACAGCCAAGCCGAGUUUUAUGAAUGUGUCAAAGGCUCAUUUUGUCUCAGCACUUACAGUUGUGUUUGUCAACUCAAAAUCAUUAUCAUCAAUCAAAAUUGAAGACACACCAGUGGAUGAUCCUUCAUUGAAGAUUCUUGUUGCCAAUAAUAGUGAUACUCUAAGACUCCUAAAAAUGAGUAGCUGUCCUCAUGUUUCAUCUGAUGGAAUCCUUUGUGUAGCUGACCGUUGUCAAGGCCUUAAAGAACUGGCACUGAAUUAUUACAUUCUAAGUGAUGAACUUCUUCUGGCACUUUCAAGUGAGACUCAUGUUAACCUUGAACAUCUUCGAAUUGAUGUUGUAAGUGAAAACCCUGGACAGAUUGAAUUUCAUCCUAUUAAAAAGCACAGUUGGGAUGCACUUAUUAAACACUCUCCUGCAGUUAAUGUUGUUAUGUACUUCUUUUUAUAUGAAGAAGAAUUUGAGCCAUUCUUCAAAGAAGAAACCCCAGUUACUCACCUUUAUUUUGGUCGUUCAGUUAGCAAAGCUAUUUUAGGACAGAUAGGUCUUAAUUGUCCACGACUAAUUGAAUUAGUGGUGUGUGCUAAUGGUCUUCAGCCUCUUGAUAAUGAACUUAUUUGUAUUGCUGAACACUGUAAAAAUUUAACAGCUUUGGGCCUCAGUGAGUGUGAAGUUAGCUGCAGUGCAUUUGUUGAGUUUGUCAGACUCUGUGGGAGAAGACUAAACCAGCUCUGUAUCAUGGAGGAAGUUCUGAUCCCUGAUGACAAUUACAGCCUCGAUGACAUUCAUACUGAAGUCUCAAAAUACCUGGGGAGAGUGUGGUUCCCUGAUGUGAUGCCUAUCUGGUGACCAACUACCAAAGCUUCUGAACUUUUGGAAAAAUCAAUAAGAUUAGCUGCUUUCUGUCUAUGCAAAUGUAAACUUUAAGAUGCAUAGCCUAAAUAUUUUAGUUAAAUAUUUUAUUGUUUGCAAGCUGUCUUAAUGGAUUGCUGCAGAAUUAUUUGAAAAAAGUAUAAGAAAUGUCAGUAACCAGAAAUCUUUGUCAAUAAAGCACAGACUUUGUAUAGAUUUAGCUGGUUGAUAGGCUAGGGCUAAAAACUAUAGUUGUUUUUUUAAGUAGAUUCGUUAGCCAUCCUUGAAAGGUAUAUUUUAGCUUAGUAAGUAAAUUUAUGUUAAACUUGGAUCCCU
Sciurus carolinensis (gray squirrel) is the source of this 1792-nucleotide messenger RNA. Its product is annotated as F-box/LRR-repeat protein 21-like. The record is from RefSeq and is a predicted model, not a curated record. NCBI's taxonomy places the organism in Eukaryota, Metazoa, Chordata, Mammalia, Rodentia, Sciuridae. Gene Ontology annotation, cellular component: cytosol; SCF ubiquitin ligase complex; nucleus. The transcript is spliced from 6 exons. Gene Ontology annotation, biological process: SCF-dependent proteasomal ubiquitin-dependent protein catabolic process; entrainment of circadian clock by photoperiod; regulation of cell cycle. Bases 65 to 1453 code for a protein of 462 amino acids. Gene Ontology annotation, molecular function: protein binding.